AUGCCGCUUAAGUCCAAUUAUUUAUCCAACUUCUGCCUCAUAUUCUUAGUUGCUUUUGUAGCCCAUCGAAUUUACCGCUGGCAGCGCCUUCGACACAUACCCGGACCAACCAGUGCUGCAUGGACAAUAUGGUGGCAGCUCUCAAGCGCAUUGUCAGGGAGGUAUCAUGAGCGGUUAAAAGAAGCUGCCGACACCUAUGGCCCUCUCGUACGCAUCGGCCCCAAUCAGCUGCUCUCCAUCGAUCCCGAGGUGCUCCGUCGCAUGUCUGCAGUCCGCAGCGGCUACACCAAGGGGAAAUUUUAUGCAAGCGGUAAAAUCGUCCCCGGCGUAGACAAUGUCGUCUCUCUGCGGGAUCCAACAAAGCAUAAAGAGAUGCGCGCCCUAAUGGCUCCUGGUUUCGCCGGCAAGGCAAACGAAGGCUUUAGCUUCGAAGCUGCCAUGGAUCGCCAGUUGCUCAGUUUCAUUAGCCUUCUUGAGCGCAAAUACGUUUCGUCCGGCUCAGAUGUCCGGCCAUUUGACAUGGCUGAGAAGACGCAAUUCUUCGCACUCGACGCCAUAGGUGAUAUCUCCCUUGGACAGCCGUUUGGCUAUCUUGAAAAAGACCAAGAUCUGUACCAGUACAAUGAGAUCAAUACGACAUCGCUGCCCGUGAUGAAUGUUGUUUCUGUGAUGCCAUCCCUAGCAAAUCUUGUCCAUACGUGGCCCCUGCGGUUACUACUGCCAAAGGAAGGGGACCAGGUUGGCUUUGGUCGAUUAAUGCACUUUGCGCGGAGUUACGUUGAGACUCGACUGGACCCCAAGACACCACGCGCUCAUGACAUGAUGCAAGCUCACAUCGACAACGGCAUGACCAAAAACGACCUCAUCCAACAAGUCUUUCUUUCCAUCAUCGCGGGCUCCAACUCCUCUGCCCACGCCCUCCGCAUGACUCUCCUGUCCCUCAUCACCUCCCCACCAGCAUACAGCGCCCUCAUCGACGAAAUCCGCCGCGCCUCCCCCUCUGUCAGUUCUCCCAUCACCUGGGCGCAAACCCAGUCCCUGCCCUACCUCCAGGCCGUUAUCCGCGAAGGCCUCCGCAUGUGGCCUCCAGUCGGCGGCCUCGGCUUCAAGACCGUGCCCCCCGAAGGUGACUAUCUCAACGGCUAUUUCGUCCCCGGCGGCACGGAGAUUGGCCAGGGUUUCCACGGACUUGGGCGCUCCAAGGCGGUUUGGGGCCCGGAUGCUGACGUCUUUCGGCCUGAGAGGUGGCUCGCCGCUCAGGGGGAUGCAUUGAGGGACAUGACAAACGCCGUCGACACCCACUUUGGGUACGGGAAGUAUUCGUGUCUCGGGAAGCCGAUUGCCCUGAUGGAGUUGCACAAGGCCGUUUUUGAGCUUGUACGACGCUUCGACUUUUGCGUCGUGAACCCUGAAACCCCGAUUAAGACGACUGCUUCCAUAUUUCUCUUUGCGUCAGACUUUUGGGUGACGCUUACCAAGCGCAAUCUUUGA
This is a messenger RNA of Trichoderma virens Gv29-8, 1491 nucleotides long. RefSeq lists its product as uncharacterized. The record is from RefSeq and is a predicted model, not a curated record. Bases 1 to 1491 code for a protein of 496 amino acids. NCBI's taxonomy places the organism in Eukaryota, Fungi, Ascomycota, Sordariomycetes, Hypocreales, Hypocreaceae. Gene Ontology annotation, molecular function: iron ion binding; oxidoreductase activity, acting on paired donors, with incorporation or reduction of molecular oxygen; heme binding. The transcript has 6 exons.